Messenger RNA from Photinus pyralis (common eastern firefly), 2490 nucleotides. RefSeq lists its product as uncharacterized. The record is from RefSeq and is a predicted model, not a curated record. Lineage: Eukaryota; Metazoa; Arthropoda; Insecta; Coleoptera; Lampyridae. Bases 27 to 2465 code for a protein of 812 amino acids. Gene Ontology annotation, biological process: DNA integration. Gene Ontology annotation, molecular function: nucleic acid binding. The transcript is spliced from 2 exons.
AUUGGCAAUCAAGUCCAGUGUAUAAAAUGCUCGGGUUAACCUGGCAACCCGAUGCUGACCAUUUCAUCUUCAACGUGAAGAUGUCAGAGUUGCCUUCCAAAACUACUAAACGCCACGUGCUCUCCAUGAUCGCACAGCUGUUUGACCCUCUAGGCUGGCUCGCCCCAGCGAUCGUGACUGCAAAAAUCUUUAUGCAAUCACUCUGGCAACUAGACUUAGGUUGGGAUGAACCCUUGCCAGACUGCAAGUCCAAUAAGUGGAAAAAUUUCUACUCCCAACUGAAUCUACUCGCACAAGUCAAGAUACCAAGGUAUAUCGGACUUUCACCAUCUAAUCGUCUUUGCGAACUCCAUGGGUUUUCCGAUGCUUCGGAGCAAGCAUACUCGGCUGUCCUCUACAUACGAGUGUCAAACAACAAUGACUUGUCAACAGUCAGAUUACUGGUUUCAAAAACCAAGGUUGCGCCAUUGAAAAUGAUAACCUUGCCCAAGUUGGAACUGAACGCAGCUCUUCUGCUGGCUAAACUUUCAUCGGUGGUGCAAACUACACUCAACUUACAGCAGGUACCUCUGCACUUGCACUCUGAUUCGACCAUAACACUCCAUUGGAUCAGAGGUCAUCCUACUCGAUGGAAAACAUUCGUGGCAAACCGAGUCUCUCAAAUUCAAAGACUCGUACCAGAUGGUCACUGGCACCACGUCUCAUCAGGGGACAAUCCAGCUGACAUCGCCACUCGCGAACUGGACAUUUCAGACUUCAUCCAACGGGAUAAUUGGUGGAACUGUUCGGCCUUAUGUCUCACUGACGUCACACCAUGGCCCACAUCCACCAUCAUUCCAUCUCCUGAUGCUGUCCUAGAAGAGAAAACCAUUGUUGUUCAUCAAACAAUACCUACCAUCAAGGAACCAUGGGAUCUUAUUCAAAGAUACUCUCAACUUCCCAAAUUAUCUUCGGUAACAGCAUGGAUUCUACGCUUUGUGACAAACGCUGCUGAGCGUAAGAGCAUCAAGUUAAGCUCACGUGGAGCUCACGACAUCGUGUCCCAUUCAAGGAAUGUGUCACCUCUAGAACUUGAAAACGCCAAACAAUUUUGGAUUCAUCAAGUUCAGAAACAAUACUUCCAACGAGAGAUUGAUCGACUUACCCACGAUCCUCUCUGCAAUAUCAAGGGACCUCUCGCACGUCUUACACCAUUCAUCGACGAUCAUGGACUUCUACGGGUCGGAGGUCGUCUGAAACACUCGCUUCUCGAUGCUGAUGAAAAACAACCAGUCAUUCUGCCACGAGAGUCGUUUUUCACCACAUUGAUUAUUCGUUAUUAUCAUGAAAAAACUCUUCACGGUGGCAUCCAACUAACUCUUUGUCAAAUCCGUCGCAAGUACUGGAUUUUAAGAGGACGCAGCGCAGUGAAAACUAUCAUCUUUAAAUGCCUUAAGUGUUGGAGACAGCGUAAAGCAACAGCUCAACAGCUGAUGGGAAACUUACCUAAAAAUCGCGUUACUCCAUCAAGAGCUUUUCUCAACACUGGAGUUGACUACGCUGGACCAAUCUGGUUAAAAACCACAAAAGGGCGUGGCCAUAAAGCAAACAAAGGCUACAUCUCAGUCUUCGUGUGUCUCGCCACACGAGCAAUCCACCUCGAAGUUGUAUCAGAUUAUACAUCCGACGCGUUCAUUGCAGCCUACAAAAGAUUUACGGCAAGGCGCGGAAUAUGUGCUACCCUACGUAGCGACUGCGGUACUACACUCGUGGGAGCCGACGCAGAGUUGAGAAAACUUUUCGAUUCAGCUCGACAAGAAUCGCGACACAUUGAGCAUCUUCUCGCUCAAGACGGAACCCAGUGGAUUUUUAACCCACCUGCCGCUCCACACUUUGGUGGGAUUUGGGAGGCAGGCGUGAAGUCUACCAAGCACCAUCUAAAGAGAACUAUCGGUGAGUCGACCCUCACCUUUGAAGAGAUGUCGACCUUGCUCGCACAAGUCGAAGCGUGUCUCAACUCACGGCCGCUUCAAGCCCUAACGGACGACCCUGACGACUUGUCAGUUCUAACCCCUGGACACUUCCUCAUCGGAGGUCCUCCAGCUACAAUUCCGGAGCCCUCUCUUGCUGACAUCUCAGUCAAUCGACUCUCCCGUUGGCAACUCAUACGUCAACAGUACGAGCAUUUCUGGCAGAGAUGGUCUCACGAAUAUCUUCAUGAAUUCCAAACUCGCUCAAAAUGGCAAACUCGUGAGCCACAAGUCAAAAUUGGAGACUUGGCAGUGCUAAAAAAUGAACUGCAACCACCUUCCAAGUGGGUUCUUGCCAGAAUCAUUGACGUUCAUCCCGGUCAAGACGGAGUUGUUCGAGUCGUAACGUACGCACAGCCACUUCGACUUUCAAGCGCCCAAUCGUCAAGCUCUGUCUGCUUCCAAGGACAGACGAAAAGGAUGACAUCGCCUGAAGUUACUUGUGCUUGCUAUUAACUCAGUGUAUUAGUGUGAAGUUACA